Diutina rugosa is the source of this 1887-nucleotide messenger RNA. RefSeq names its product serine/threonine protein kinase (gene PRK1). Gene Ontology annotation, molecular function: ATP binding; protein serine/threonine kinase activity. Gene Ontology annotation, cellular component: cytoplasm. NCBI's taxonomy places the organism in Eukaryota, Fungi, Ascomycota, Pichiomycetes, Serinales, Debaryomycetaceae. The transcript has a single exon. Bases 1 to 1887 code for a protein of 628 amino acids. The record is from RefSeq and is a predicted model, not a curated record. Gene Ontology annotation, biological process: protein autophosphorylation; actin filament organization; peptidyl-threonine phosphorylation.
AUGCCCAGCAAGUACCCGCCGAAGACGAGGCUCACGGUGGGGAGCCACCAGGUGGAGAUCAUCAAGUACAUCAGCGAGGGCGGGUUUGCCACGGUGUACACGUGUCACAUCCUGCCCCCGUUCAUGGGGCUGAGUGUCGCCUGUCUCAAGCGGGUGGUGGUGCCGCUGAAGUGGCAGCUCACCUUGCUUCGCCAGGAGGUCGACGCAAUGAGGCGCUUGCGGGACAACCCCUACAUUGUGUCGUACAUCGACUCCCACGCCGCCCGCUACAACCCGCUGGCAUCGGCCCCGACCACGCCGGCGCAACCCCAGCAGUACGAGGUGUUUUUGUUGAUGGAAUACUGUGAAAAUAACGGCUUAAUUGACUUUAUGAACACUCGCUUGGUCAACAAGCUCACCGAGCCCGAGAUCCUCCGCAUCAUGUACGACACCGUUACUGGGGUCGCUAUGUGCCACCACUUGGAGCCACCAUUGAUCCACCGCGAUAUUAAGAUCGAAAACGUGUUAAUUGACAAGCAUCGCACGUUUAAAUUGGCAGAUUUCGGGCUGGCAGUGCCCUACUUGCCACCACCACAGUCAUCGCAAGAGCUCCGGCUUCUCCGCGACGACAUCAUGCACCACACCACCCCUCAGUACCGUGCUCCUGAGAUGGUUGACGUCACCAAAGGAUUCCCCAUUGACGACAAGCUGGACGUGUGGGCGUUAGGGGUGUUGCUCUACAAGCUCUGCUUCUACACCACCCCAUUCGAAAGCUACGGCGGGCUCAAGCAGAUGGAGCUGGCGAUCCUCAACGUCGAUCGCCUGCUUCGGUUUCCGAAACACCCAUUUUCGUCGCGUUUGAUCACCGUGAUCAAGUGCUGCUUGCGGGCUGACCCUCGGCGCCGUCCCACUGCCACCCAAGUCUUGGGGGAAAUUUGUGCCAUGAGAGGUGUUCCUGUGCCCAACGUGGUACCUACACUGGUCCGUAAACUCCACGCGCAAACACACCAGAUGGCACCGCUGCUGGUUCCCGCGUUGGCGACGUCGCCUGUGCGCAAGGCCAGUCCCUCAGACCCGUUCGCUCUGAUCGACAAGCUGAGACUCUUGCGGCCUAAACUGGUGGGUGCUGCCGAAGCUUUAGAAAAGCCGCGCUCGCUGACGCUGGCCCACCUGCUUCAGGAAUACAUUUCGCAGAUCCAGUCCACCGACAAUGCUCUUCGCCAAAGCAUUGACGACCAACAGCUGACGCUUGACUUCUUGCGCGACAACGACCGUCACAACACUGGGGGCAGCGUGAAACUGGCAUUCCGCUCGCUCCGCAGAAUCUCUACCGGUGGGCUGAUGCUGUCGCAACAUCUGGGGAGACGCCUGCUGAUUCUGUCAAUUAAACAGAUUCUCACGGGCAACUCGGGUUCUCCCGAGGACGACCUGCCGCCUCCUCCACCGUCAAUCCAGGGUCAACUCCAGAGCCAGCCUCAGGGCCUGGUGCUGAGUCGUAUGCAAAAGCUCUUACGGUCGUCGAUGGAAGUACCGCGUCUGGCACAGGGCUAUGGCCGUUACACCGAUACGCCCGACGACGAUAUUGCUCUGAUAAAUCUGGCAAAGACAGCCCUGAAACCAACGGCCCUGAAACCAGCACCGAAACCGGCUCCCAAACGACGCCAACCACCGCCGGUGCCUAAGCUGUUGCGGGCGCCGGAGGGACUCCAGGGGGUGACGAUCCCGUCGCCGCCGCCAUUAAUGGGCAAAGACCAUCUCAAUAAGCUGGCCACGGUACCGGCAUUGAAGAAAACCCCUCCUAAAAAACCGAAAAAGCCUACGCAUUUGAAGCGGGCGCAAACUGACGACAUGCUCGACAUUGACGCCAUGGAAAAGUCAUUUGCCCAGCGGUACCCUUCAUACGUUUAA